Molecule: messenger RNA, 648 nt
Organism: Adelges cooleyi (spruce gall adelgid)
Lineage: Eukaryota; Metazoa; Arthropoda; Insecta; Hemiptera; Adelgidae
Exons: 4
Coding region: 116-529 (137 amino acids)
Source: RefSeq, a predicted model, not a curated record
CAGGGUUUUAAACUAGUUUUGAAUAUUGUAAACUAGAAUUCUGUUUCAAGACUUCAGAUUAUUAUUGUUUUUGUUGAAACUUGUUUAUGUUGGAUCAUAAAUCGUCGAAAUCAAAAUGGCAAAUAAAAAAAAAAGUAACAAAUAUUGCUGCGUGUUUGGAUGUAAUUCCUACUAUUCUAUAAAUACAAAUUUGAGUUUUCAUCAAUUUCCAAAUUUGAAAGAGCCAAAAGUAUUAUGGAAAAACAAGAUUGGGAUUGAAGAAUUGAUCAAUCGUCGUAGAAUGUGGGCUAUUAUAUUGAAGCUGUCUAAGAAAGCUUUAAAAAAAAAACAGUUAAAAGUAUGCUCUAAACACUUCAAUGAAUGUGAUUUCUUCCCAAUGGGAUUAAAUAAAACUCGUAUCUGUCUCAAGCCGACAGCUAUUCCUUCUCAAAAUCUACCAAAAUUUUCAGUAUUACUUCCUUCACCGAAGAAAAGACCUCCACCAAAAAAUAAAACUCCAAAACAACUGUUAUUAUAUGGAAAAUUUUGAUGAAAAUUUAAAAUCCAAUGUGGCUGAUGAUUUGAUAGUUGCCAAAAAUAUUAUCCAGGAACUUAAAGUCAUGACUGAUACAGAAACGCAAGUAUCAAGCAGUGAUCUCCUAACAUCUU